This is a messenger RNA of Heteronotia binoei (common prickly gecko), 946 nucleotides long. RefSeq names its product olfactory receptor 5AP2-like. Gene Ontology annotation, biological process: G protein-coupled receptor signaling pathway. The transcript has a single exon. Lineage: Eukaryota; Metazoa; Chordata; Lepidosauria; Squamata; Gekkonidae. Gene Ontology annotation, cellular component: membrane. Gene Ontology annotation, molecular function: olfactory receptor activity; G protein-coupled receptor activity. Bases 1 to 942 code for a protein of 313 amino acids. The record is from RefSeq and is a predicted model, not a curated record.
AUGGAGACAUCACAUCAAAUGCUGAAGAAUGCCACAGUUGUCACAGAAUUUAUACUCCUGGGUCUUUCUAGCAACCCUGAAGCCCAGCUCAUUCUUUUUGGUCUCUUUCUACUUAUCUACUUGGUGGCCCUGAUUGGGAACACUCUUAUUCUUCUCAUCAUCAGUUUCAACAAGAGACUCCACAACCCCAUGUAUUUCUUCCUGGCCAAUCUCUCUGUCAUAGACAUUGGGUAUACAACUACCACUGUACCCAAGAUGCUAAUGAAUUACCUCUCCCAGGACAAAACUAUCUCUCUAGCUGGUUGUUUCUCCCAGAUGUUCUUUUUCAUCUCCUUUGGAGGCAUUGAAUGCCUCCUGCUGGGUGUCAUGGCCUAUGAUCGAUAUGCUGCCAUAUGCCAUCCAUUGCAUUACAGUGUGCUCAUGAGACCCAAAGUUUGUAUCUGUUUAGCAGCAGCUGCUUGGAUUUUAGGUUUGGCUAACUCAGGUGUGCACUCUGGCAUGAUGUCUCUUUUGUCUUUCUGCCGGGACAAUGCCAUUCAGCACUUUUUCUGUGACAUCCCACCCCUUUUCCAGCUGUCUUGUUCUGACACCUUGAGCAAUCAAAUUGCUACUUUUGUUGUAGGUGGAGGCGUAAUAAUGGGUUCCUUUCUGGUUACCCUGGUGUCUUAUGUCUACAUAGUCUUGGCCAUCCUCAGAAUCCGCACAAAAGAAGGGCGACUCAAGGCUUUCUCAACCUGUGCUUCUCACCUCACUGUAGUCAACAUCUACUUUGGCACUAUCAUCUUCACAUACAUUAAGCCCAACUCCAUAUACUCCCAGAAGCAGGACCGAGCAUUGCCUGUUCUGUAUGGUAUCCUUACACCCAUGCUUAAUCCAAUCAUAUACAGCUUGAGGAAUAAGGAUGUGCAAGGGACACUUCGGAAAGCCAUGGGUAGGACUUAAUAGG